AUGGCGCUCUUUAGGAGGUUCAUUGAGCCUGGCCGCCUGUGCGUGGUGCAGUAUGGUCCUGACGAAGGCAAGCUUUGCUUCGUUGUCGACAUCAUCAACCUCAACCGCGUCCUCGUUGAUGGCGCCGGCGUCACAGGAGUGAAGCGCCAGGCCAUGCCCAUUCGGCGUGUGGCGCUGACAGACAUGCGUCUAAAGAUUCCUCAUGGUGUCCGCUCUGUUACGCUGAAGAAGGCAUUAGAAAAGGACGACGUGAUUUCAAAGUUCAACGAAACCGCAUGGGGCAAAAGGCGCAUUGCGAAGCAGCGCCGGGCGGCGUUGACAGACUUCGAGCGGUUUAAGGUGAUGGUGGCGAGGAAGCAGAGAGCCCAGGCUGUGCGCAGCAAACUCUCCAAGAGAAAGUAA
Molecule: messenger RNA, 402 nt
Organism: Eimeria maxima
Lineage: Eukaryota; Apicomplexa; Conoidasida; Eucoccidiorida; Eimeriidae
Product: 60S ribosomal protein L14, putative
Exons: 3
Coding region: 1-402 (133 amino acids)
Biological process (GO): ribosomal large subunit biogenesis; translation
Cellular component (GO): ribosome; cytosolic large ribosomal subunit
Molecular function (GO): structural constituent of ribosome; RNA binding
Source: RefSeq, a predicted model, not a curated record